AUGCAGUUGUCCGCACUCAUCCUCUCUGUCAUGGCCUCGCUCGCCAUGGCCGUCCCCACUAACACUGGAGGCGGUGGCGACGGCGGUGGUGGCGACGGCGGCGGCAGCAGUGACUACGACCCUUGCACGGCGACUGCUCUGAUCAACGCCCAGGCACAGUGCUGCUCUGCCGAUGUUGGCGGUAUUGCUGACCUGACUUGCAAGACUGUUCCCGAGACCCCGAAGAGCGCAGAUGACUUCAAGGACAUCUGUGCCUCGAGCGGCCAGACUGCGAUGUGCUGCACUCUCAGCGUUCUCGGAGUCUCCCUCCUCUGCGCCACCCCAAUUGGCGUCUAA
This is a messenger RNA of Diaporthe amygdali, 336 nucleotides long. RefSeq names its product cerato-ulmin. Lineage: Eukaryota; Fungi; Ascomycota; Sordariomycetes; Diaporthales; Diaporthaceae. The record is from RefSeq and is a predicted model, not a curated record. Bases 1 to 336 code for a protein of 111 amino acids. Gene Ontology annotation, cellular component: extracellular region. The transcript is spliced from 3 exons.